This is a messenger RNA of Coregonus sp. 'balchen', 640 nucleotides long. The record is from the annotation of a GenBank genome assembly. NCBI's taxonomy places the organism in Eukaryota, Metazoa, Chordata, Actinopteri, Salmoniformes, Salmonidae.
AUGAUUCCAGACAAUCAACACUACAUGAUUCAAGAUCAGAUGACUCCACACAAUCAACAAUACAUGAUUCAAGGUCAGAUGACUCCAGACAAUCACCAUGAUGUGAAUUAAAUUAUUCAAGAUUAGAUUUAACAACAUAUGAUUCAAGGUUAGAUAACCUUAUGGAAAUAUAAAUAUUAAAAUACUAUUGUAAAGUACUCACAGAGGAAAUGGAAAAUAAGAAAACCCUAAAACAUUCAGCAAAGAGUACAAAAUAUUUGCUACAAUACUUGCCAAUCGUCUGCAGAUGUACUUGGAAUCCUUGGAAUCCUGGAAUCAAAGGACCAAGAAACCCCUGAGUCUGCAUCGCACUGUUACUUUGGUCAUUAAUGGAAUCAAUUGGAAGUUCUUAAGCAUUGCAAUUAAAUCAAUGAAGGCAAUUCCACAACAAGAAAAUCCUAAAGAGGACAACAUUUUGAAGAAGGUGCUUUCUCAGGAUUUGCAGAAGUUGCUUCUAACGGUUGACCAUUCGUGUGUAGAUACGAAACGUCUACGUCAUGACUGUCCCCUCACCCCAGCCCUAUUCAGCCUUUGUCUGAAAUACAUGGAGGACGACAUUUCCAGAGUCAUCCCAAAUGUCACCACUAGAAUCAGCUACUAA